AUGGCUGGGUUCGAUGAGUCCGUUGUCAUCCCGACUAUCUGUAUAGGUCCGUUCACGUCGGCUACAACUAGCAGCUGGCCUAGUUGGCUUCUCUCUGUUUGCCUUGUGGCUGAAUCGUCCAAUCUCAUCAUCUGUCAGGUCGGCACUCAGGGAGCAAGUGUUGUUCGGGAGACCAUCAGUAACAAAGACCUUCAGGAUGCUGCUGAGGCUACCGUCCGGCGGAUGUUGGAGCAGAUCCUGGCCGAUGAGUCCUUGAGAGGGGUUGCUGGUGGCUGGCUCAUGCAGCUCCUCAAUGGCAUGCAGAAUGACAUCGGAGAUUUGAUGGCAAAGGUUAUCCGCCUUAAUGCAGUACAACAGGCCGCUAAGGACCUUGUUGCUGGUUUAUGCAAAGACCCCUAUAUUAUCCAACAAGUGUCAUCCUUGGUGGUUUCUACCAUCUAUAUGCAAGUCGUUCAAGAUGCCGCCGCUAAGUGGACGGGUGAUCUCGUCAUACGGCCAGAUGUUCAGGAGAAGCUAAACCAGACGACUUCGGAUACCCUCAGAUCCCAGAUGGUUUACGACACCGUUCAAGAAGUGGCCAUUCGGGUCACGCAGGGUGUCAUCAACGACCCUGCCACCUCUGAAGUGCUCAAGGAGAGGUUGACAGAGGUUGCAGCGGAUAAGGAACUGCAAGCAGCUCUCAGUGACUCCGCAUGGCGUGUCGUGUCUCGAAGUCUCAACCCCUUCGCCAAACACCCCGAGAUCACUAAUGGCAGGGAUCAAUCGGCUGAGGUCAUCGAGGACGAGGAGAAGGACGCAGUGCCCUCUGUCGAGCAAGCGACUGCAAUACCGAGUGCAGAGUCUGUGAAUGAACCUCGAGCCUCGGAAGAAGAGAGGAUAACUCCAGAAGUACAUAACGAGGAGAAUGUGCCCUCAGUUGAGGAGAGCCCCCAAGUGGACGCAACGUGGAAGAUGUUGGUCGUAGGAGAUGAGGGAGUUGGAGGAGGAGGAGGAGGAUUGACGACACCGGUGGGUGAGGCGAGUGUUGAGCCUAGUGAAGAACAAACGCCACAAGAAGCUACGCCUCCUCAAACGCUUGAAAGUGAUCUUGAUUCGCAGCACAGAGAGUCGGUACCAUCAGAAGAAGCAGCCGAGGUCGAGGUUCCAUUUGAAGUGGUCGAAGUGGAAGUGCCGUUCUCGAUGAGCGACGCCGAUGUGGAGACAUCAGCCAAGCCGUCCGUCGAUGCCACCCCUGAGGCCACCUCAAGGCCUCUGCCGGACAUGCUGAUAGCAACGGCCCAGAAGGUCAGGGAGAGUUACCGCAAGUACCGCGAUCGAGUUAGGGAGGCCAAGGAUACUUUGAUGACGCGCUGGAGGAUGCGACGGAAAGCGAGGGAAGAUGAUUCAGAGAGGCGCUUGUUCAGUGGAGCUUUGCGACGCUUGUCUGGAGAGGGAGAAGAGGAGGCUACGAAGGGCGACGACCAGAGCUCAAUGCAGCAGCAAACGGCUGAUGAAGGUAUUCCUGACAGAGAGGAGCCCACGAUUUGUACCGCUGACUUAGCGGAAAGCACAUCUAUCCGCUCGACUCCGGAAGAGUCCGAAGUGGUAGUGGACACUGCGAGGGAAGAGCUAGCGACUACUGCUGCUGGUGGAACAGCUUUUGAUAAGACUGGGGAGGAGACAGGGGAUGCUGCCAGGAUGGAAGAGCCCACCACUGUUGGUGCUGACGGAAUGAGUAGCACAGCUCUCGACUCGGUGGAGGUGGUUGCAGAGAUAACCCCGGAUGAAUGUGCAACAGGGACGUCUGCUAAACAAGAUGAUGCGGACUCGGUGGAUGCUGACAGUGCAUCUACCGUGGAGGUUCCACCUCCCGUGGAUAAUGGUGCUGCAAAAACAGCGGUUCAGCAGCCAGGAGAGAGUUAUUCAAGCGAGCAAGAGGGGAUCUCGAUGACGAGCGAUGAGGGAACAACAACACAGCAACCGUCUGUCACCGUUCUUGCGGUGGACGAUGAUCUGUCGACAACGUCCGUUGCUUCCCCCGAGGCCAAGACCGUCGAGAGUGUUAGUGAAGAGUUUAUGGAAAUUGGUGAUCCGACUGGCGCGAGCAUCUCGGUUGUGGAGGAUACACACCCCAUUGAUGAGGUUCUCCACAGGGAACUCCCAAUCAAACUCAACAAGAAGAUACAGAAGUUGUCGGUGUCGGCAACGCUGAUGCGUCCUCGAUGGUUCACAGUCAUCACAAUAUAG
Molecule: messenger RNA, 2226 nt
Organism: Perkinsus marinus ATCC 50983
Lineage: Eukaryota; Perkinsozoa; Perkinsida; Perkinsidae
Exons: 9
Coding region: 1-2226 (741 amino acids)
Source: RefSeq, a predicted model, not a curated record